Lycium barbarum (goji berry) is the source of this 1311-nucleotide messenger RNA. RefSeq names its product plant intracellular Ras-group-related LRR protein 7-like. The record is from RefSeq and is a predicted model, not a curated record. Gene Ontology annotation, molecular function: protein binding. NCBI's taxonomy places the organism in Eukaryota, Viridiplantae, Streptophyta, Magnoliopsida, Solanales, Solanaceae. The coding region runs from base 242 to 1021 and encodes 259 amino acids. The transcript is spliced from 10 exons.
ACCGAAAUAGAAUCCAGGCCCCACCUCAAGCCAUAUCCUGAAAAAGCAAACGCGCUUUUCCGUUCAAAAGUCGUCGUCAUUUCUUUUUCUGUCUGAGUUAUUACACAGUCGUCGCCUUUGGGUCCCUUGGGGGACAUUCCAUAAACAUAAAAGGUCUUCAACGAACAAAGUUGGAGACCUGUGGAAAUAAGAUUAAAAAUCCAAAGCGUGGUGUGUUUAUAGCCAGCAGGCAUUAUUGAUAAUGGGGUGCCGGAGCAGCAAAUCCGCUGAUGCUGCCACAAUUUCGCGAUGGCGUAACACGGGCAUCGUUGCUUUACGCGACUCUAAAUUGAAGACAUUUCCUGAUGAAGUUUUUGACCUGGAAACAUCUGUACGUACCCUCGACUUAACACACAAUAAAAUGGUUGAAAUUCCUAUGGAGAUCAACAAACUAAGUAACUUACAGCGUCUUAUUUUAGCUGAUAACAUUAUUGAGCGUCUUCCCAUGAAUCUGGGAUUGCUUCAGUCUUUGAAAGUGGCAACACUUGAUAGGAACCGGAUCGCAAACUUGCCUGAUGAAUUGGGGCAGUUGGUGAAACUUGAGCGUCUGUCUGUCGCAGCAAACUUGUUGACAAGCUUGCCUAAUACAAUCGGGAGCUUGCGGAGUUUGGUUUUGUUGAAUGUUUCAAACAACAAGUUAAAGUUUCUUCCUGAAUCAAUUGGAAGUUGCUUCUCUUUGGAAGAACUGCAAGCCAAUGAUAACUCCAUCGAAGAGCUUCCUGGUUCAAUUUGCAAUCUCAUUCAACUAAAAUCACUCUGUUUGAACAAUAAUAAACUCAAUCAGAUGCCUCUAAAUUUAUUAAAAGAAUGCAAGGGCUUGCAGAACAUAGCCCUACAUGGCAAUCCCAUCACCAUGGACCAAUUUCAACAAAUGGAAGGAUUUCAAGAAUUUGAAACCAGGCGUAAAAUGAAGUUCGACAAACAAAUUGAUUCAAAUGUGAUAAUCAGUUCUAAAGGACUUGAUGAGGGUGUUGAUUUGUGAUACCACUGCUGCCGUAAUUUUUUGGGUGGAAAUUGGAGGCGUUGAACUAUUUGACUUCGAGGAACGGCUGUUACUGCUGACUCCCAAGAAUAUGCUCAUGCCUUUCUACAGUUCUUCAUGGAAUUGUUAACUAUGACAAACUGGGCAAUGUAUCUAUGCUAAGUUAAGAGUAAUUGUAAAUGGUCUGUAUUUCAAGUGUCCCAAUCACUUUUUUCUUUUUGUAAAAGCUAUGUAUAUAUAUUAACUUAAACCUGGUUAUAGGUGCAAUAAAUAUAUCAGUUUUUAUAACA